AUGGAGCCCGGCGAAAAGAAAAUUACAGGUCCCGAAAUUAUAGAGAUCACAGCUGACAAAGUUGACAUCGCUAAAGAAGCACUUCGUGUAGCUAGAGAACGACAGAAAACUUAUGCCGACAAGAAAAGAAGGUCGGAUGAGUUUGAAGUUGGUGAUAUGGUGAUGCUGAAAGUUUCCCCAUGGAAAGGAGUUAUUCGAUUUGGAAAGGUUCUGAAACGUAUCAAAGAUGUGGCGUAUCAACUGGAAUUCCCUCCAGAAUUAGAUGGAAUUCAUAAUACAUUUCAUGUCUCUUACUUGAGAAAGUGUUUAGCAGAGGAAUCUAGUGUUAUUCCUAUUGAAGAUGUGAGAAUUGAUCCGAGGAAAAGAAUGAUUGAGGAACCGAUAGCCAUACUUGGGAGGAAGCAAAAGAAACUACGCCGGAAAAUGAUUGACCUUGUGUUGAUCAAAUGGAAGCAUAACCAUGGUGAAAGUCUAACAUGGGAAACCGAAUCAGUGAUGAAGGAGAAGUAUCCAGAGUUGUUCCUUUCUGAUGAGAUUCUGGGACAGAAUCCUCUUAAGGGGGAGGUUCGUUAG
Erigeron canadensis is the source of this 573-nucleotide messenger RNA. RefSeq lists its product as uncharacterized. The coding region runs from base 1 to 573 and encodes 190 amino acids. NCBI's taxonomy places the organism in Eukaryota, Viridiplantae, Streptophyta, Magnoliopsida, Asterales, Asteraceae. The transcript is spliced from 2 exons. The record is from RefSeq and is a predicted model, not a curated record.